Delphinapterus leucas (beluga whale) is the source of this 913-nucleotide messenger RNA. Lineage: Eukaryota; Metazoa; Chordata; Mammalia; Artiodactyla; Monodontidae. The record is from RefSeq and is a predicted model, not a curated record.
GAGAGCUGAUUGCAACAGGUUGGAAUGAGGCCCUGAGUCAGGAAAACAAGCCCUGACCAGUAUGAUUUCCUACUGCCUGUGUUGUUUCUCAAAAAAGUUUUUUUUGGCUUGCUCUCCCUCGUUUUGUUGGACUGGGUUACAGGCUCGGGUCCCAUCGAGGAAAAGACUGGCACCAUCUUCACAAAAAUGCUGGAUCGUGUUUGGUUCCCAAACUGCUCCAUCAGCCCCGCUGAUCAAAGAAGAGAGCUGUCAAGGGCACGCUAGGGACGGCAGAGCCGGGGAAGUGACGGAGGGACGCGGUUCCCGGCCGAGGCCUGCAGCUCGGGCUCCUGCCAGGGCGGCUCGGCCCUCCCGGCGUGCAGCCUCCGCGUCCAGACUUGUGCCGCAGCUCCUGGGACACCCGCUCGGCCUUCUCCUCCGCAGACCUCGCUGCCUUUGUCGGGCAGCCGGGUUCACGCCAGAAAAACCCCAUGGCCGGCCGUGCGGUUCACGCCAGAAAAACCCCACGGCCGGCCGUGCCUUUUCACUGGUAAUGAUCAAAGUGGAGGCCGUCGGGGGUGGAGGCAAGCACCCUUUCAGGAACUCUGCGUGCUUCAAAUUCAGAUUCAAAACAGCACUCGGGACUCUCCCGUCCCCGAGUUUUCGGAAACAGGGGCGCCUUCCCGGGGUGGCAGGUGAGGUCACGUGGCCGCCUUCCCAGCGGCCCUCGCCCCUCCCGUCUGGGGAAUCUGGUUACCUGGAAGGUCGGGCCACUUCUCCCAGUCUGGGUAGAGGCCGGAGGGACUGGGUGCGGGGGCCUGGAGAAACCAGAACCCUAGGAGGAGGGAAACAGGUUUCCUUUUUGGGGGGCACCCUGCUGCAGGUGCAUGUGGCUGGGAGGAAGAAAAAUGCCAGUUACCUUUGUUCGUCUUGA